AUGGCGCUGGACGGGGAAUCUCUUGCUCUAGGCAGCUACAAUCUCUCAAUCGUGGGAGACAAGCUGUUAGUAAGAAACAAGGCCUCGACAGGCAAAUCGAAAUCAAAGCAAUCUUGCUUUAGCUCUGGCAAUGACGCCACAAAAAAUAACCAACGCUCCAUACCACUAUACAAUAUUCUCUGGGCCGAAGUAGCCGGUGACAGUCUGGUCAUAGACUAUGCUGAGGACGUAUCCAAAACAAAAAUACGCCCCACCAAGAUAAGCAUACCUCUGCCACCAGCGACGACAUCAAAGGACACCACCGAUGCCCCGGCAACUUCAGAAGCUGGCGCCGACCUCGAAGCUGGCAAUGCUGGCACUGAAUCCUCCCCAGCUGCCCAGGCAUCUGUCUGGGCAUCAGCCCUCCUAGACCAAAGUUAUGACCCCUCAGCCACGCGACGAAAACGAGCAUUCGUGAUGAUCAACCCUCACGCAGGCCCCGGCGGCGCAAUGCGCAAGUUCGAGACCCAAGUACGCCCAAUAUUCCUCGCAGCCCGCAUGGAGCUCGAGGUCGUCACGACAACACGGAGGGGGGAGGCGGAGGAGAUGGUGCAAAAGCUAGAUCUCGACAAGUACGACAUCAUUGCGGUUGCAUCCGGUGACGGACUGGUCUACGAGACGUUCAAUGGGCUCGGCCGACGGCCAGACGCUCAAAAGGCUCUGAAGAGCGUCGCCGUGGUGCAUAUACCGUGCGGAAGCGGCAACGCCAUGGCUUGCAACCUCUACGGUACGCAUAGGUUGUCUCCUGCGGCUCUGGCUGCAGUCAAGGGCGUGCCUACAGCUUUGGAUCUUGUCAGCGUCACGCAGGGCAACACGCGGACCCUCAGCUUCCUGAGCCAGGCGUUGGGUAUCAUUGCGGAGUCUGACUUAGGGACGGACCACCUGCGGUGGAUGGGGUCUGCGCGUUUUACAUAUGGCUACAUCACGCGCGCGCUUAAGCGAGCCGUUUAUCCUUGCGACAUCUCCGUCAAGGUAGAGAUUGAUGAUAAAGCCAGCAUCAAAGAGCACUACGCCAGACACCGCCCGGACAGGCCCUCUCCGGCCCAGGUCACAAAGGCAGAUUCUGUUGUUGAUGGCAACGUGGGAACCGAAGUUGCGGAGGGUCUACCACCGUUGAAGUACGGCACAAUUAAUGACAAAGUUCCCGAGGGCUGGGAAACAUUCUCAUACGAUAAUAUGGGACAGCUUUACUGUGGAAACAUGGCAUACAUUAUGCCUGACAGCAACAUUUUUUCCGCGGCCUGCAUCAACGACGGUAUGAUGGAUCUCGUCACGGUUGACGGCGACGUCUCACCGCUCAAGUCGCUGGAGCUGAUGACGCUUGUCGAGAGCGGCAAGUUCUUCGACGACGCUCGCGUCAGGUACCGCAAGGUAUCAGCAUAUCGCAUAACCCCUCGCAAUCAGCCAGACGGCUACAUCAGCAUCGAUGGAGAAGGUGUUCCUUUUGCGCCCUUUCAAUGCGAGGUCCAUCGAGGUCUCGGUCUAGUCCUCUCCAAAGCCGGCACAUACGAGGCCCCUGGCCCGCUGAACUGGGAGGAGGUGUCGCUGAACAAGCCGUAG
This is a messenger RNA of Pyricularia pennisetigena, 1599 nucleotides long. RefSeq lists its product as uncharacterized. Gene Ontology annotation, cellular component: membrane; cytoplasm; intracellular membrane-bounded organelle. Gene Ontology annotation, biological process: sphingosine biosynthetic process. The record is from RefSeq and is a predicted model, not a curated record. NCBI's taxonomy places the organism in Eukaryota, Fungi, Ascomycota, Sordariomycetes, Magnaporthales, Pyriculariaceae. The transcript is spliced from 2 exons. The coding region runs from base 1 to 1599 and encodes 532 amino acids.